Messenger RNA from Stomoxys calcitrans (stable fly), 496 nucleotides. RefSeq names its product neprilysin-2-like. Gene Ontology annotation, molecular function: metalloendopeptidase activity. Bases 14 to 496 code for a protein of 160 amino acids. The transcript has a single exon. Gene Ontology annotation, cellular component: plasma membrane. Gene Ontology annotation, biological process: protein processing. The record is from RefSeq and is a predicted model, not a curated record. NCBI's taxonomy places the organism in Eukaryota, Metazoa, Arthropoda, Insecta, Diptera, Muscidae.
AAGCCUACAUAAAAUGAGAAUGAUUUACGCCUUACAGUUCAGUUACUUGGGGGAAACCCAAACAGACAGUCAGAUUAGCGGUAUAACAGAAAAUAAUUUAAAAGAACAAUUAAAGAAAACCCCAACAAACAUGAGAAUGUUAAGCAUAGUGGGUAUGCUGCAACUCCUCAUCGUUCUGGGAUUCUCACAAGCAUCGCCCCUCAAAGACAGCCAAGAGGACGAUGCCAUACGACAAACCAAUGCUGAAGAGAUACUGCGCUACAUGAAUACAUCUGUGGAUCCUUGCGAGGAUUUCUAUGAAUUCACUUGCGGAAAUUAUGCCAAAUACCAUAAGGCUACCAUGGAAAAUUCCGAAAUCAGUUUAUUGCGUCAAUUGCAUUCCACCAUGAAUGAAAAGUUCAAAUCGUUGCUGCUGACAGCAGAUUCGCCCUCGGACUCGAUGAUAGAGCGACAAGCCAAGACCUUCUAUAGGUCAUGUUUAAAUCUGUACUCAUAA